GCCCCCCCCGCGGCCAUGAGCGCGGCCGGGCUCGUGUCCGCUCCCCCCGCCGCCCCGCCGGGGCCGCCCGCCCCCGCCAUGGCCCCCGCGCCCGACUACUACGAGGAGGAGGAGCUGGAGAGCGCCGAGGAGGAGGACGGCGAGCGCAGCGCCCGGGCCCGCGACUCCGAUGAGGACACCGAGGAUGCCAGUGAGACUGACCUGGCCAAGCACGACGAGGAGGACUUUGUGGAAAUGAAAGAACAGAUGUAUCAGGACAAACUGGCAUCUCUGAAGAGGCAGUUGCAGCAACUGCAGGAAGGUACUCUUCAGGAAUACCAGAAAAGAAUGAAGAAGUUGGACCAGCAGUACAAAGAAAGGAUACGAAAUGCAGAACUGUUCCUGCAGCUGGAAACAGAUCAGGUGGAGAAAAAUUAUGUGAAGGAAAAGAAGGCAGCAGCAAAGGAGUUUGAAGAUAAGAAAAUUGAGCUUAAGGAAAAUCUGAUUGCAGAGCUGGAAGAGAAGAAGAAGAUGAUUGAGAAUGAAAAGCUAACCAUGGAAUUAACAGGGGAUUCAAUGGAAGUGAAGCCUAUUAUGACAAGGAAACUGAGGCGACGACCAAAUGAUCCAGUUCCCAUCCCAGACAAGAGGAGGAAACCUGCCCCUGCUCAGCUAAACUAUUUGUUGACUGAUGAGCAAAUAAUGGAGGACCUGAGAACACUGAAUAAGCUUAAAUCACCCAAGAGACCAGCCUCCCCCUCCUCUCCUGAGCACCUCCCAGCUACACCAGCAGAGUCUCCUGCACAGAGGUUUGAAGCCCGGAUAGAAGAUGGAAAACUCUACUAUGAUAAGAGAUGGUACCACAAGAGCCAGGCUAUUUACCUGGAGUCUAAAGACAACACGAAGAUCAGCUGUGUGAUCAGCUCUGUGGGAGCCAACGAGGUGAUCUGGGUGAGGAAAACCAGCGACAGCACAAAGAUGAGGAUCUACCUGGGGCAGCUGCAGCGAGGUGUGUUCGUGAUCCGCCGGCGAUCGGCUGCGUGAGCGGGAGCUCCUCCCUGGGCCUUCUUUUUGGUUUUUUUAACUGAUCACCAAACCUCUGCUGAGGGGUGUCAGGCUGCUCGCUCUUCCCAGCAGCACAGAACAAUGUCAUGACCUCUGAUGAGACCCUUUGUGGCUGGCCACAUGAUCCCCAGUAGUCCUUAAAUCUUUAGCGAUGCCCGAGCACUGCCCUGGACUCUUUCUGGAUUUUUGCAUCAAGCUUCUGUUUGCUCUCUUUGUAUUUGGGGUGACUGUUUAACAAGACUUUGCAUCAUGCUUUUGUCAUCAUCGUUCUGUGGUGCACAGAUGGGACUCGUAGGUCAAAACAGUGUCACGUCUCUGUUUGAAGUCAGACCAGUGGAAGAAGCUUUGCUUGUCGAGACCUGAGGUUGUUUGUUCUUUUUGGCCUUGUUUUCCUGCAAGGCUCAGGAUGCUGGGCAAAAGGAGAUGAAUCCUGCCAGGUUUCAGCUGCAGCUGAAGAGAAGCCUCCAGAACACCUGGUGCACAACAUCAAGUUUAUUGGGUGAACUGUUCAAAGACUUGAGUGCUGAGGCUUUUUUUUUUGGACGGUGUGAACAGCUUAGAAACUGCUGAAAAUGUGGUGAUUUUAAUGUAGUUAAGCAGUCACGCGUGGUUAGUCGGAAGCUUCCGUUUCUCUUCACAUUAAAAAACCCUUCAAUGAACAAGCAGAGUAUGUCUAUUUGCUGAAAUAGAUUACCUGGAAUAGGUGGAUGACUAUAAAUUAAAGGAAUAAUUACCUGGAGUUUGCAGAUAGCUUGAACUCUGUGUG
Molecule: messenger RNA, 1810 nt
Organism: Chiroxiphia lanceolata (lance-tailed manakin)
Lineage: Eukaryota; Metazoa; Chordata; Aves; Passeriformes; Pipridae
Gene: SUDS3
Product: SDS3 homolog, SIN3A corepressor complex component
Exons: 12
Coding region: 16-1023 (335 amino acids)
Biological process (GO): negative regulation of transcription by RNA polymerase II
Cellular component (GO): Sin3-type complex
Molecular function (GO): histone deacetylase binding
Source: RefSeq, a predicted model, not a curated record